Molecule: messenger RNA, 1806 nt
Organism: Trematomus bernacchii (emerald rockcod)
Lineage: Eukaryota; Metazoa; Chordata; Actinopteri; Perciformes; Nototheniidae
Gene: rab38a
Product: RAB38a, member RAS oncogene family
Exons: 3
Coding region: 115-753 (212 amino acids)
Biological process (GO): vesicle-mediated transport
Cellular component (GO): Golgi apparatus; vesicle; trans-Golgi network
Molecular function (GO): GTP binding; GTPase activity
Source: RefSeq, a predicted model, not a curated record
CAACUCAUUCCCAACUCUCCUCAGUUCCCUGCUGUCCUGUGCUUCUCCCCUUUCAUCCCCCGGCUCUCUCCAUUCCGGUGGAUUCAUGCUCAGCUCUCGCCCUCCUCGGUCGCCAUGCAGAACAACCACACCAAGGAGCAUCUUUUUAAGAUUCUCGUUAUAGGGGACCUCGGGGUCGGAAAGACCAGCAUCAUCAAGCGGUAUGUGCAUCAAAACUUCAGCCCCAACUACCGAGCCACCAUCGGGGUGGACUUCGCCCUCAAAGUCCUCAACUGGGACCAGGAGACGGUGCGCCUGCAGCUGUGGGACAUCGCAGGUCAGGAGAGGUUUGGCAAUAUGACCCGUGUGUACUACCGCGAGGCCAUGGGCGCCUUUAUUGUGUUUGACGUCACAAGGCCCGCCUCCUUUGAGGCCAUCACCAAAUGGAAGGAGGACUUGGAUUCCAAACUGUGCCUUGCCAAUGGGAAACAUGUAGCCACUGUGCUUUUGGCCAACAAAUGUGACCAGGGUCGGGACGUACUGACCAAUAAUGGAAUAAAGAUGGAGCAGUUCUGCCAGGAGAACGGCUUUGUGGGAUGGUACGAGACGUCCGCUAAGGAAAACAUCAACAUCGAUGAAGCGGCUAACUGCCUGGUGAAACACAUCAUUGCCAGUGAGAACGACAUGCUCCAAGCUGAAGUGCCCGACACCAUCACCCCGCAGCUGGAGAAUGACAAAGGCAGGACAUGCUCCUCCUGCUUCAGAUCCCAGUGACAGCCCCAGACGUCCUUUUGUAUCUCAUUACACAAAAAAAGUUUAGUUUUUCUGUAAGCAGGAAAACUACUUUGGCAGAUUUUUUUUUGUAAGCAUGUAUGCCAACCUCAUUCCUGUAUGGUAGUGUGAGUGUGGAGAGGGAGAGACAGGCAGCUGGCUCAAGACAUGGAGACAGAAAGAGAGCUGGAUGCAGCUGUAUGCGCUUGUCAAAGACAAGGUUACCCUCUGGGCGACUUCAAGCCUUGACACUGGCACUUUGGUUACCAUGGAGACACCGUUAAUGAACCCAUGCACAGAGAGAUCGCAGCAAAUCACAGAGUAUCAGUAUGUGUAUCUGUACUGAGGUCUGCAGAGCUAAUCUCUAUUUACUCUUUUUUUCUGUGUCUGAGUUUUCUCUGCUUCUUUCUCCCUUCACAUCCCUCCCUCACAGCAUUUAUUUUUAUUUUUUCAGAUGUCAUUCUGUACUAAUAAGCAGGCAAAAAGCAACAGAAAUAUAGUUUUCCUCCUGAUAUGCAAAGCAACUCAAUUUGAAUCCUGAUAACACUACAAUUUCACCACUAGCGAUGGUUUUAUUACAUCUGGUUCUGUUUUGGUCAUUUUAUAACACUGUCUUUUCCUGUCUUCCCUCAUGCACAUUUUCCGGCUUUAAUGUAUAACAGAUUAUAUUAAUGUAGUAAAAGUGCCUUUUUCCAAUACAAACCAUCUUAUUUAAUUUCCUAAAAAUAUAUAUCCACUACAUAUUUUAUUUAUAAGUGCACUUAAAGUACCUUGCUUUUCAUCACUGAGGUAGAACUGCACUCAUGUAUAUUGCAAAAUAUCAAAAAGUACAUUGUGUGUGUGAAAAAAUGACAUGUUAAAGCAAAGAUUCAUUAUGUUGUUUCCCUAUUAAUUCAAUGGUUUUAUAUUCAAUUUAUAAUAUUUGUAAUAUUUGUAAUUAUGGGAUUCAUGCGUAUGUAUGCAAACAUGUACAUAUUAUAUACAGUAUAAUGAAACUGAUUAUAGAACCAAAGAUGUAUCCAGUUUUCAACAUGUUCAUAUGAAUAAACCAUAGCU